GUCGAAGACGAGACAACUGAUCAGGCUGAAGGUCCCUUCUCCUGUAUUGCUAUCGUUCUCUUUACUUGUAUCCUCUAUAACAGUGCUUGUAUCUAUCUUGAACGAUAUUAAUAUGUUUAAUUCCCUAGUAGUAGAAGUACCUGUAUGGAUGCACAGCAAUCUUGUCUUUGCUUCUUUUGUACAGCGACGAAUGUUUUACCCUGUUCCAGUCAGAAAGCAAAGUACAUGAAUGUAUGUGAUCAAUGAUAGUGAUAGGCUCAGGAUAAGAGAUAGACAGGAUGUCGUUGUCAAAUGAGUAAUCUCUUUAGCCCAUAUGAAGAACUACUAUGAUUCGUAGAAUAGAACAUAAGCAAUGAAUGAUGUUGAUGAUGUCGUUCCGUCGUUGUAAUCCGGAUCUAACCACAUGUCCUGACUCCGUGCCUUUGCCUCGGCGUGUAUAGUAAUGACGAUGGCGGGGCAUCGUCUGUCUUACUUGGUUUUUCAGCUUGAGCGAGUACUGGUUUGACGAUCUGUUGCCACCGUUUCUUCGCGGGUGCUCGCAUUCUAGGAUUUUGUGUGGCUUCCUCAAGGUCCAUUGAGUCGCGGUUUUCUGCGAACGAAGCUGGUUUCUUGAAUGCUUGAAUUGCUGAUCUGACGAAUUGUUACCAGGGACUUUUUCACUCCGGUAUUGGUGCUGCGAUGUUGAACUUCUCUGCGAAGGAAAAAAAUUUGUAUCUUCCAGAACGACGUGAGCUGGGUUUUCACCGAGAUACUCUCUUACAGCUCGAGCUCUUACCUGGAGAUUCUAGCAGCUGGUGAGCGCAAACUGGCAGAGUAGUCGCUAGAGCGAAACGCGAAUUUGAAGGGUAUUGCGAUUCAUCGCGAGAUCACGACUACUUGAAGAUGGCUGCCGAGGGAGGACAGGAUGGCGGUGGCCGUUUUUCAAAUUUCGCGCGACGUUGGAGGAUAGAAUAUUCAGCGGACACACUUGAAGGCAUCGCGAGUUUUCGAGAGGAUCCACGACCCAAGCCUUGGCUAACAGCUACACCUGUAGUUCCAGAUCCAGCGUCAUUUAUGACACCAAUAAAUCAAUCCCAUAGUUACUUUUUUUUAAUGACGUUCAUACAUCUUCUUGCAGUUUUUAUUUUUUGCACUAAGCUGACUGCAAAGCUGCUUUUGUAGUUCUAUGUUCGUCUCGAUCUCGUAGGUGGUUAGUAAGAGUGACCACUUGCGAUGCCUUGGUGAUGUUGAUCGAAACUUCCCAAGAUAGAACAUAGAUUCUGGAAGACAGAGAGGAAUAAGAAGUGGAACUAUAGAGAACACCAGAUACACAAUGAACCGUAGUUCUAAGUUGUCACGCAGCAGCUACGCAGCAUUUUCGCAAAAUGCAAGCGGUACGGGGCAAGGUCCGGCACCACAGACGAAAGGGGUACCGCAGGUGCUGCAACGUUCAAAAACUGCGACAUCUAGCAACGACGGUUCUGGAGUAAGUCAGCUGGCAUCUGCAACGGAGGCAACCGAACGGUUGAGAGCAUGGCUACUGCAGAUGCAGGGGAAGGUUCGGAAAUUUGUGGACGCACGCAAGCAAGGGCGAUUGGCGCAGAGGCACGCAGCGGAGGAGUUUGAUCCUGUAAAUAUCCUCAGUGGAAUUGGGAUAGAAGUCAAUAUCCAGCGCGUCUUCCAGUUUGCACAGUUGCGGCCCCUCAUAUGCAAAACCUUCAUCCAAAUUCUCUCCUGUCUCGAGGAGGACGUGUGUGGGAAUCUUAGAGUACUAAGGAUGAAAACCGCCCUUUUUAUAUAGUUUGGAAAAAAAAUUUCUUGUCAGCGAGCAGCGCCAGGGCCACUGUCAUACAUGAUUUGUUACCUGCUUCAUCGUUAUCGCGUUGCUUAUGCACAGCUUCUGGAUAUCCGCCACGACUACGAGAGUGGUCCAUUUCCCAGCAUACUAGCAUCUUGUUUGCGAAAUUAGCAAUGCUUUUAUGGAAAUACUUCAGGUUGAGGCUUAUUCGAUUGGGGCGGUGCGGUUGAUUGAGAAUAUCCUGUAUGUCCUCGUUGCCACCUACACGCCAGCGUACCGCGUGCCAUUGCAACGGGUGCUCAGAAUGUUGGUCUACACACGAUGUGUGCCGCAUAUUGCCCGGAAUCGACUCGAGGUGGCCGAGUUUUUCCUGAAACGUGGUAUGCAAAAAUUGCUGCGAGAUGGUGCCAAGACAGGGCCGCCUCCGCAAGAACAGGAAGGUAGUGGUAAAACUAUAGAGGAGGGGAAGAAGUUGAUGGAAGCUAGGUGUUAUGUAGCAGGUAGCGGAACCGAACUAGCCGCGUGGGAUCCAGUUGAGGUCAUAGCGCAAUGGCGACUUGCGAGCGAAUCGAGCGAGACAGCGGGUGCUCUAAAUGAGUUCAGUCUCACUCUGCCUGCAAAAAAGGUGCUUGCGAGGAAGCCAAGGGAAAAGCCGAGCACCACGACGGACGCUGAUGGCGGUCAGACUGCAUCGAAAGCAGGCGAUGAAGCCAAUCAAGGCGAUGAUAAUGGAGCCGCAACAAGCGACGAGGCAUGUGCUCGCGAAGAGCGAGCGAAUACUAGGGAAAUUAAUAACGCGUCGCGGGAUCGAUUUCCCGCGGUUCCAAGAGGUCGCGCUCGGAACGAGUGGUGGGCCAAGUGGCGUUAUCAUUUCACAACACUCAUCCAGAAGGUGCGCUCGGGGAAUUUUGAACCACCCGGACGAGUUUCCUCUGAUCAAAAAGAUAGAGCUGCUGCUGGAGCGGAAGGUGGAGUUCAUCCAGCUACGACUGGAGGAGUGCAAAGUACGUUGGAGGCUGCGACGGCAACAAGGGCAGCAUUCGCCGAACAGCAGUUUGCGCGUCUAGAGACGAGGGUUCUCGGACCGGACGGCGACAUCAUUCAUAUUCGCCCGCAUGUUAAGUACUCAGGAGGAGCACCAGGCCAAGGGCAAACCAGCAGCAUUGCGGCGGGUGCAGCAACUACGGGAGCACCAGAAGGCGACCCAAGUAGCCAAACAGCAGCAGCAGCAGAGCCAGCAUCCUCUUCCGGGGCAACCGAGCCGGCUUCCACGACUAGCGUCCGUGAACUGGAGAGAAUAGUCGAGGAUCCCGAAUAUUUUUUAGAUGAACUCGCAGAAAUGAGCGCGAUGGAUGAGGUGAAGGAAGCGGUGAUGUUGAAUUUGUUUCAGACGAAGGUCCAGCCUCUCGUUACGAAGGUCUGGGGAAAAGACGACGCCUCCAUCGACCUAUUCGGCAGCAUUGUCUCCGGCUUCGUGACCAAAAGCAGCGACCUGGAUUGUGGUACAACUCAGACUUGCAAACCAACGUUCUUUGAUGACCUCGAUGAAGUUUAUGUACGACUUCUACAACUCGAACUCAUUCAUGUUAGGCUCCACUAUUCGACGAUGAUAUGAGAUGGACUGCUGAACACUUGUUCUUGACCUCAAUGUUUUCGCUAAGGACUCAUGCCUUGCAGGAGUAUCCACGAAACGUAGUCGCGGGAAUUAACAUUAGAUGCUAGUUUUCUCUGUUUGAUGUCAUGAAAACUACAAUCAGGAAUUCGUUUUUCGCGAGAGGUAGAGGCCGGCCUAGAACGUGAGGCGUUCUGGUGUGACUGGAGACGGGGUCUCACUGUGCAGAUAGCGAAGCUUCGAGAAACAGCGGAGGAGACAGCACGUGUGUCUUCAUCGAGUGCAGCAGGAGGGGAUGCGUUAGAACCGACUUCUUCGCAUACUGCGGGAGGCGACGCAGCCGCGGAGCAGCCGCAUGCUAAUCCCGUUCCUAUCGCCACCGACCAGGGACAGCAGAAGAUGUUCGACUUUAUGAGCAUAACGCGUGGUAACCUAGUCGGAUUACGGAAGUUGGCACCAGUGCUAGAGGCGGCCGGGUUCGAAGUGGAGCGCGUAGAGAAUGCACGCAUUCCACUGUUGAGGUGCUCGGCGAAGUUGGUUGUUUCGCAACGAGUGUAUCGUGGAAGGCAAGGCGGUGGGGCCUCAGGGUCAGCGAACACGGAGCGAGCAGGAGAACCUUUGGCGGUGGAGGAAGAGACGAGCCUAGAAAUCAACUUCGACAUUAGCUGUGGGCAUGAGGUUGUCUUUGCGAACAGUCGCUUGCUGAGGCUUUACGCCGACGUGCACCCCAGUGUCAAAAAAUUAGCCCUGAUUCUAAAGCGGUGGGCGAAGGCUCGGGGAAUCAACGAUUCCUUGACCGGCACUCUUUCUUCGUACUCCUACGUUCUUCUGCUUGUUCACUUUUUGCAACGCUCCAACAUUUUGCCUGUGCUGCAACCGGGCAAGAACGCUCCUCACGCGGAGCUGCCGGUUGCAGCCAACCCGCAGCAGGUGGGCGGCAGAGGACACCACCAUCCUGCAGGAGGACAGCGAACUGGCGGAUCCGUGCCCUUGGCGCCUCCAGUGACAAUGGAUGACGGCGGCGCGGUCGUGCAGUACUUUGAUUGGCUCGCAGCAGGUUGGACCGUGGACCAGCUUCGCACUGCGUUCAGACUCCGAGAACCGCCUCCCCUGCUGGAGCUACUUGAAGAGUUCUUCUUCUACUACGCGUACGAUUUUGAUUUCUGGAUCCAAGUAGUGUCUGUGCGGGGUCGCUCCUUGAAAAAAGUAGACUUUUAUGGCAUACGGGAGGACGUGCGAACGGAAGCGGAAGAUGAGGAGCAGGACCGCAUGUGGAACUUGUUUCGGAAGAAAAGCUGGCUGUCUAUCGAAGAUCCGUUUGAAGUUGAUCGCAUCUUGGGCACAAACGCGAAAGGACAAGAGCGAUUGACGUAAUACUGAAAUGCCAUCAAUUUGUUUCCUGUUGAUCAUAACCACGUAGAAAAGUAUAAAUUGCGUUUGACACAGAUGCAGAAGAAGUAGUAGACCAAGAUCGGUGUCGUGAUUGGAAUUUCAUGUUGCACUGAGUGUGGUCCGGCGUAGCUUCCGCACAGGCAGGAUUCGGUAUCUAUAUAUAAUGAAUUUUAUUCUCGUCUUUUUCACAAAAAUUAAAAUACAGUUUCGAAUUGCGUCGUGGGUAUGAGCUCUGUCGAAAUGGGCGUCUAGCGAAGCUUGCCGUGAAUCCUUUCUUGCUGAAGCGAGUAGGCGAGCGAGACUUCGUGCAUCCGAUUCAGAAUCUCAUUUCGUAUGACAAGGACUACAAUUCUCCAAACUGGCUAGGUGAGUGCAGUGUCCAUAAUCGCGAUAAUGCUGCUACUGGAGCUCCUUUGCACAAGAGCAAGAGCGAGGGACGGAGACCUGGGUCGCAACAAAAUAGCGAUGGAGGUAGUAGGGACCAGAAUGAGAAGCAGAGAGAGAGACCCUUUGUUGAUGAGCCACCUGCGGAAUCAUAUUAUCACAAAGGAGGCGGCGCGCGGCGCGGGAAGGGUCAAAAGCAUGACCGACGGGACGCCGGUUUCGCGCAAAAGGGGAACGGCGGGAAGAAGCGCCAGAAUGGAGGACCAGAGACAGAGUCGUUUGCACCCGAUGCAAGAAACGCGGGAUCACCUAAGAAAUUUCCACACCAAGGUCAGAAACAUGGGACAAAAGGUGGUAAUGCUGAGCAAGAUGCCAACAACAACGUGUCGGCUACAAGCAAAGGUGGAAAUGGUGCUGACGAGCACGUAGCGAUGUAUGAAAUUCCAGGUUUCUCAAGAUGCAUCAAUAUGGGAGAUGGGAAAACCUACCACACUGACGAGGUGAAUUCGCGGAUGCACGAGCGCGCGCAACGGUUUGUGGAUCGAACAGAACAUGUGAUGGAUCUGCCAGGAGCGGAAAUACCACAAGCGCAAUCGGUGGAGCAUCUGUUAGCUAUGGCGGAAAAAGGAGGACGUGGGGGACCAAACCAGUCGUCGUUUGGAGACAGAAAUGAUUUUCCGCCUCCACCAGCAUCGCAUCAACAGCGUGUGCAGCAGCAGCCGAAUCACGUGAACCAUGUUUCUCCUCGACCAGACUACGCUUUGUUUACGAGUACCACUUCCGGCGGAGAGCCGAAAGGAAUGAUACAGCGCAGCGAGAACAAAGGCAAUAAAGAUGGAGGACAUCAACCGAUGAUGAAAGGGAGCCCACCGUCGAAUACGAUGCCGCCUUCUUACACAAUUGCUAGGCCACCAUUGGUCAGCGACAACGGAGCACCAGGCCCGCCGCCGUUUCUAACGCCGCAUACACGAGACCAGCUGCAUCCAGGUGCGAGGGAUAUGGGCAAGGGAAGCCUCGACUUCAGAAAUGUGCCACGACACGAAAUGAUGAAGGGUGGUAAAAAACCGGAUUUUUAUCCUGGUGAAAUGCCACUUCGUCCAAUGAUGCAGGCCUCUUCAUCAGAAGAAAUGGGAAUGACGAUGAACAAAGGAACUGGUCCUCGAAGGCCAGAAGAUUUUCCACCGCAGCACUUGGCCAACAAGGGGAACCACUCACACAUCAACAACAUGAGAAUGCCGCACCAACAGCUAGGACAGCCCAGUUCAGGGAAGCAGCCUCCGCCGCCGUGGGCACAACACCCUCCGCCUUUCACCGGCAUGAAAGGAAACGAGACGAAAGGUUUCGGUAUGCCGCCGCCGCCCAUGAACAGGGGGAUGCCGUCACCUAUGAAAAUGCCAGAUCACAUGCAGCAACGUGACGCGCAGCUGCAGGGUCCGCCACAAGGGCCUCAUCAAGGGGGACCACAUCCAGGAGGACCGUAUCCGCCAGGACGGCCACACUCCGGAGGGCCGCAUCUUGGACAGCACCCCGGAGGACUUCAUCAGGGGGGGCCGCCGCCAAUGGGAGACCCCGGACACCAUCAAAGAGGAUCUCCGCCCCCGAUGGAGCAGCGGCCAAAUUCUGGACCUUCGUGGUCGCAAUUUCAACCGCAGCAUCAGCAACAAUCUCAAGGAGCACAACUUCCAAAUUCUGGUCAGCAACAACAUUAUCCUCCUCAGAAUCUUCAAUAUCAGCAGCCUGGACUUCCCCCACCUCUGCUGCCUGCUGAAAACGGACGUCCAGGCGGGAAUGGGAUCCAUAAGGGUCCAAAUGCGAACCUCCAGGCGGCACCUCCAAUGGGAGCUCCAGGUGGGCCUCCCCCAAAUGGGAUGAACCUCGUGCAAGGCUAUGGAGGUCAGCAAAUGCAAAAUCAAAAAGGGAUGCCGCACUCCACAAACUAUACCGGAGGACCUCCUCCAAUGUCGCCAGGUCAUCCAAACGGCGGAUCCGCAUAUCCACGGCCCGGGAAUUCCCAACAACCGGGUGGUGAGUGGCGCCUUAUCAAUUCCAGCCGACCAUGAGUCUCAACUAUGAAUUUACCUAGUAUUGUUGAGAUGGUUACUACUACAAUAUUCUUUACCGCUUCGGAAUCCACAUGAUGUAGGAGCGCAUGCGCAAUGAUUACAGGAACAGGAUCGACAGGUGAUAGAACAAUAAACCACUUUUUUGUGAGUGGGAAGCCCACUAAUCCUGUUUCUCUCGAAGAGCACCCCCUUAAAAACAUUUGUUUUUCUGGUCGACUAUCUGACCGACGGGUAUACCACGAAGGCUUUGUUCACGAAAUGUACUUACGUGAAUCAAUGAUAGCAACAUCAUAAGUACUUACUUCAAUGGGCCACAUCUCGUAGGCCACAGAGCAGUCCUGACAAUGAAAAUCCAAAAGUACGAGCUCGAUCAUGUUCAUGUUAGUACUUGCCUACAAACAAAGAGCUUUGUUGUUGCAUUCUUCCGG
Molecule: messenger RNA, 7656 nt
Organism: Amoebophrya sp. A25
Lineage: Eukaryota; Dinophyceae; Syndiniales; Amoebophryaceae
Source: the annotation of a GenBank genome assembly